This is a messenger RNA of Gavia stellata (red-throated loon), 3660 nucleotides long. It is a transcript of the gene ITGA10, whose product is annotated as integrin subunit alpha 10. Lineage: Eukaryota; Metazoa; Chordata; Aves; Gaviiformes; Gaviidae. The record is from RefSeq and is a predicted model, not a curated record. Gene Ontology annotation, molecular function: integrin binding. Gene Ontology annotation, biological process: cell-matrix adhesion; integrin-mediated signaling pathway; cell-cell adhesion. Gene Ontology annotation, cellular component: external side of plasma membrane; integrin complex.
AUGCCGGCGGUGGGGCGAUGGAGGGUGGUGGGUGCCGGCGGCGGCUCCCGGCGCUGCUGCUGCUGCUCCCAGGGUGGUGGGGUGCUGCGGGGCGCCGGGGCCCAUGGGUGCCCCCCCGGGCUCGCUGUCCCCCCAGGGCUGUGCGUGGGGUUCAACGUGGACGUCGGGCGCCCGCGGCUCUUCCACGGGCCGGCACAGGCCCAGUUCGGCUACAAGGUGCUGCAGCGGGCGGGCGGCGGGGAGAGGUGGCUGCUGGUGGGGGCCCCUUGGGACGGUGACCGCCAAGGUGACGUCUACAAGUGUCGCGUGGGACCCCCCAACGCCACCUGCGCCAAAGCCAACCUCGGAGCCGCAGCGCCCUGGCUCGCCCCCCUCCCCGGCCGCAACGCACACUUGGGCAUGACCCUCCUGGACUCCAAGGACGGCGGCUUCGUGGCCUGCGCCCCGCUUUGGUCCCAGGCGUGCGGCACCUCCGUCUUCAGCACCGGCAUCUGCGCCCGCCUGGACAGUGACCUCCGGCCGGUGGGGACCAUCGCGCCCACGGCACAGCGCUGCUCCACCUACAUGGACAUCGUCAUCGUCCUGGACGGCUCCAACAGCAUCUACCCCUGGUACGAGGUGCAGAACUUCCUCAGCAACAUCCUCGGCAAGUUCUUCAUCGGGCCCGGGCAGAUCCAGGUGGGGGUGCUGCAGUACGGGGAGCGGGCGGUGCACGAGUGGGUGCUGGGCGGGUACCGGACGGCGGAGGAGGUGGUGGAGGCGGCCAAGAACAUCAGCCGGCAGGAGGGGCGGGAGACGCGCACGGCCUUCGCCAUCCGCCGGGCAUGCACCGAAGCCUUCAGCCCCGAGCGGGGCGGGCGGCCGGAUGCCACCCGGCUGAUGAUCGUGGUGACGGACGGGGAGUCCCACGACGGCGAGGAGCUGCCCGAGGCGCUGGAGGAGUGCGAGAAGCGCAACGUCACCCGCUACGCCAUCGCGGUGCUGGGGCACUACCUCCGCCGGCAGCAGGACCCCGAGGAUUUCAUCCGCGAGAUCAAGUACAUCGCCAGCGACCCGGACGAGAAGUAUUUCUUCAACGUCACCGACGAGGCCGCCCUCAACGACAUCGUGGACGCUUUGGGCGACCGCAUCUUCAGCCUGGAAGGCACCCACGGGUACAACGAGAGCUCCUUCGAGCUGGAGAUGUCCCAGAUCGGCUUCUCCCUCCACCUCCUGGAGGACGGGAUCCUCUUCGGCACGGUGGGAGCCUACGACUGGGGAGGGGCCGUGCUGGAGGAGAGCCGGCGCGGCCGCAUCGUCCCGUCCCGGAAAGCCUUCGAGAAGGAGUUCCCGCUGGAGCUGAAGAAUCAUGCGGCUUAUUUGGGUUACGCCGUCUCCUCGCUGCGGCUGCCCGGCGGGCAGCGCCUGUACGUGGCCGGAGCCCCUCGCUUCCAGCACAAGGGCAAGGUGAUCCUCUUCCAGCUGGGCACCACGGGGACCGUGACGGUGGCCCAGGCGCUGACGGGGGAGCAGAUCGGCUCCUACUUCGGCAGCGAGGUGUGCGCCCUGGACGUGGACGGUGACGGGGUCACCGACGUGCUGCUGGUGGCAGCUCCCAUGUACCUGGGUGCCCAGAGCAGGGAGACCGGGCGCGUGUACCUCUACAGAGUGGGGCAGCGGCUCCUGGCCCCCGCCGGCAUCCUACAUGCCGACAAGAAGCCGCAGGACUCCCGGUUCGGCUACGCCCUGGCCGCCGUGCCCGAUCUCAACCACGACGGCUUCAACGACGUGGUGGUGGGGGCUCCGCUGGAGGACGGGCACCGUGGUGCCAUUUAUGUCUACCACGGCGCCCCGGGCACCCUCCUGCCCCAUUACAAGCAGCGCAUCGAGGCAGCGGCGCUGGGUCCGACCCUCAGCUAUUUCGGGCGCAGCGUGGACGGGCAGCUGGACCUGGAUGGGGACGGGCUGGUGGACUUGGCCGUGGGGGCGCAGGGGGCGGCCGUGCUGCUGCGCUCCCGCCAGAUUGUCCAGGUCAACACGUCGCUGACGGUGGAGCCCUCGUCCAUCAACGUCAUCCAGAAGAACUGUCAACGCGGCGGCACUGGUGCCGUCUGCCUCCGGGCCAGGGUCUGCUUCCGCGCCGGGACCCGAGCCCGGGGCCAGCGGGACAGGGAGAUCGAGCUGCAGUACAACGUGUCGCUGGAGGAGAGGACGCCGGGAGCCCGAGCCGCCUUCGACUCCGGCGCCCGCCGGCUGCUGCAGCGCCGCCUCGAGCUCUCGCUGGGGAGGCAGAGCUGCCUCCGCUUCCCCUUCCACGUCCUGGACACCACGGACUAUCUGCGACCCCUCAUCAGCUUCACGGUGAGGUUGGCCAUGGCCAAAUCCACCGGGCCGGUGCUGGAUGAGACGUCCCCCACCACCAUCCGGAAAACUGGUGGGUGCUGGAGGUGGAUCCCCUUCUUCAAGGACUGCGGGGAGGACAACGAGUGCGUCACGGACCUGGUGCUGCGGGCCACCAUGGACAUCGUGGGCUCCGGGCAGAGCCCCCACGUCCUGCGCAGGGGCAGGAGGAAGGUGGCGGUGGACGUGGUCCUGGAGAACAGGGAGGAGAACGCCUACAACGCCAGUCUGCUCCUCCGCUUCUCCGGCAACCUCCACUUCUCCAGCCUCGCGCUCCAGGACCCCAGCCCGGUGAAGCUGGAGUGCACGGCGCUGGUGGGUCACCGCCGGCUCUGCAGCGUCGGCUACCCCGUCUUCCGCUCGCUGGCCAAGGUCUCCUUCACCCUGGAGUUGGAGUUCAGCUGCUCCGUCCUCCUCCACCGAGCCGAGGUCACGCUCGAGGCCAGCAGCGACAGCACCGAGGCUACGCUGGAGGACAACGUGGUCCGGCUUUCUGCGCCCAUCCGCUACGAGCCCGACCUCUUCCUCUCCAGUGAUGCCAACCUGCACCGCUACGAGGUUCACCCGCUCGGCACCUUCCCCCACGGCCCCGGCCCCGAAUUCAAGACCACGGUGAAGGUGCAGAAUUUCGGGUGCUACCCGGUCCGAAACCUCACCCUCCGCAUGGCCCUGCCAGCCCUGGGCUACCGCCGUGCCACCUUCCUCUCCGUCACGCGCGUCCUCGCCGACAAUGCUACCUGCACGCUGCGGACCCCCCCCGAGGAGCCACGGCAGCGGGGCACGGCCACGGUGGUCCCCGUGCACCCCGAAGACCUCCUGCGCGUGGACAGGCUGGACUGCGGCAAUGCCUGGUGCCAGGAGCUGAGCUGCCGGCUGGGGCGGCUGGACCGCGGCGGGGAGGUCUCCGUCCACGUCCUCCGCACCAUCCACAACGACUUCUUCCGAGGGGCUAAAUUCAGGAGCGUGAGAGUCGUCAGCACGGUCUGGUUGGGGGUCCCGGGGAGCAGCGUGCUGGUGCUGGAGGAGGGGGCGCAUCGGAGGGAGACGGUGCUUGAAAUCAUCCAGGCCAAGCGGGUGCCCGUCUCCCUCUGGAUCCUGGUGGGCAGCAUCCUGGGGGGGCUGCUCCUCCUGGCACUGAUCAUCUUCUGCCUGUGGAAGCUGGGCUUCUUCACCCGCAAGAAGCUCCCGGAGGAGGAGGAGGAGGAGAAGGAGCAGUGAGCGCAGGCGGUGGCCCCUCGAGCCCAGCACCGUCGGGAAGGGACACGUCCCUUCCCCAUCCUU